Exophiala viscosa is the source of this 1019-nucleotide messenger RNA. RefSeq lists its product as uncharacterized. Bases 257 to 883 code for a protein of 208 amino acids. NCBI's taxonomy places the organism in Eukaryota, Fungi, Ascomycota, Eurotiomycetes, Chaetothyriales, Herpotrichiellaceae. The record is from RefSeq and is a predicted model, not a curated record. The transcript has a single exon.
AUGUCUCCUCUGGUGACAAAUCAUGAGGCUUAAGGGCUAUCGUGGUGCCCGAGAUGAGGAAAUGAUCACCUUGUUUGCCGGCUGCGCACGCAUAUCGGAACGGGUGGCUUAUGCAUCGCAAUAGAGCCGCAUUGCACUCCCUAACCCGGGGCGCUUCGAACCAGUUGAGAUAAAAUAUCGGAAUCGAUGCAGUUAGGAUCUGUCUUUAUCAGGACGCUGAAGCUCCGCGACAUUUCGUUCGGGAGAGCUCCGCGGCAUGAUGUUGCCACUUAAUCUCGGACGCGAUGCGUUCCCGAAAGAAUCCAUUGGCAAACUCCAAUGCGGUUCCUGCAUUCCGGAGGUCAGGUGUCGGCUUGUCGUCUGUCCGAAACAGUUGACGUCUACUCUGCGUGGGUCGAUUUCCUGGAUCUGGAAAAUCGGAAACAGAACAGCGCACCUUCAAGAGAACGAGGGCCUCAGGGACCAACGGAAGCUUCAAGCACCGCCGAACACAGGAGCGGAUUCACGGUCAGAAGCGAUCACCUUUGAGCUAACACUUGGAAUCCCCCAUGCCAUCGAGGAUCAGACUGAUCCAUUUCAUGUUCCUGUUCGGGGCUGGUCUCACAGCCCAGAAUUUGGAUUGGCAUGCCAAACCAAUCACAGGCCCAGACUGGUCAACCACAACCCGAUACUAAAUAUCCGUCGUGGCUCGCAAGGCUGCAUCUAUCCAAUUCUCAAACCUGGUGGUAUGAUUUUGUUCAGAGUGAUGAUUCACAAGAACUUCCCGAAUCCCGCUGGCGAUGCUCCGGUCCUGUUCUCUCCUCAGGUCGCAAAGCUUCCGUUCGCUGGCCGACUUGCUGAGGUCCAUAAAGUAAAGAGUCUACGACCUACUGACAUCGUAUGAGCUCGGAAAUCUGAUCAGACUCGAAGACGUCGAUCGCGUUGAACCCCUGCGCAGGAACGCCUGGUGCAAUAUGAGAAGGCCACAGAAGAAGCUGGACUUGCCUCAUGAUGCUACUCAGCAGUAAGCUCGACGGUGG